Dovyalis caffra is the source of this 891-nucleotide messenger RNA. NCBI's taxonomy places the organism in Eukaryota, Viridiplantae, Streptophyta, Magnoliopsida, Malpighiales, Salicaceae. The record is from the annotation of a GenBank genome assembly.
AUGGCCACCAAUUCCACAGAUAGAAGAGAGUUACCGAUGCGAAAGAUGUAUCAAGACAGAGGAAAUAGUCCGGAACGAACCAAGAUGUUGAUCCUACCAAAACCAAAAGCUGAGCAGAAAGUAGCUGUUGUUUACUACCUCACACGGAAUGGCCAGUUUGAGCACCCCCAUUUCAUGGAAGUACCUCUCUCUUCUCCCCAAGGACUUCAACUCAAAGAUGUGACAGAUUGGCUAAACCAUCUCCGAGGUCAAGGCAUGGCUAGCAUGUAUUCCUGGUCCUCUAAAAGGAGGUACAAAAAUGGAUUUGUGUGGCAGGACUUGUCCGAAACUGACUAUAUACAACCCUGUCAUGGCCAUGAAUACAUCCUCAAAGGAUCAUUACUGUUAGAAACUUCUCUAAGCUUUCGGUCAUACGACACAACAUCUUCCAGAACCUCCAAAGUUUUCUCGGACAUAAUUAGCAGCUCAAGCGAGGACUCAAAUUCUCCAGUUAUAAGAAGGAAAAAUCGUUCAUGGACUACAUUUGAUGACCUUGAUGAAUACAAAGUUUACAAGGCCAAAAUCACUGGAGAAAUUGGCAGCAAAGGUGCUUCUAAUGUGUCAACACAGACAGACGAUAAGAGAAGGGUGAAAAUUGAUGGCACUAAAGAAAAGGGGCACAAAGGACUUGGCACAGUAGAGAUAAGUAAGGAGGAGGCUUCUAAUCUAUCUUUAAAGUCUAGUUCUAAAGCCCUUGAGAGCUUCGAAAGGUCUAUGGAGGAAAAUGGUUCGUGGAGGACUACUAAAUAUGAGACAGUAGAAAAUGAUUGUCCAAGUGGAAGAAUGAAGCCCUCCAUGGUUCUGAUGAAAUUGAUAGGAUGUGGAUCAAAGAGGUUCUCAAAUAAGGACUAA